This is a messenger RNA of Dunckerocampus dactyliophorus (ringed pipefish), 2955 nucleotides long. RefSeq names its product DNA excision repair protein ERCC-6-like. Gene Ontology annotation, molecular function: DNA translocase activity; ATP binding; ATP-dependent chromatin remodeler activity. Lineage: Eukaryota; Metazoa; Chordata; Actinopteri; Syngnathiformes; Syngnathidae. The record is from RefSeq and is a predicted model, not a curated record.
GGCUGAUAAAAGGAGCGAGCUGUCGCUCCUCGGGGCUUCUACGGCAGAGCCUGGAUGAUCUGUGUCGAAAUUGGUUGGAUCCAUCAAGGAGCGACUCUGAGGAGAGGAGAAGCCUGUUCCCCCCCGGGCUCAGGAGCCACCUAGAACCUUGAGGACUCAUCCAUCAUCCUCCUGGGAUUGUCAUCACCCCUGACUAGUGAGAUCACGUUUCAUUGUAGACAUUUUAGGUACGUUCAACGAGGUAAAGGCAGCACGGAAAGGGACAGGAGCAGAAUCAAUAGACUUAUCAGGAGAGCAAGCUCUGUCCUGGACGGUCCUCUGGUCUCCGGGGAGGAAGUGGGGGAGAGAAGGAUGUUGGCUAAGUUGACAUCCAUCAUGGACAACACCUCUCACCCGCUACAUGACACUGUUGUUUCCCUGGGCAGCUCCUUCAGCAGCAGACUGUUACACCCACGGUGUAAGAAGGAGAGGUUCCGCAGGUCCUUCAUACCGACCGCUGUCAGGCUCUACAACACCUGCACCACCUGAACCAUGUUGUAGUCACUAUGCAUUCUUUACACUGUACUCUUUACUUGCGUAUCUUGCUUGCUUGCUGCUGUAAAUUUCUCCGCUGUGGGAUAAAUAAAGUACAUACAUACAUACAUUCACCAGGCAAGGAGAGUUCUUCAAAAUGGCCGAGGAAGACGCUGACCAGUUUGUCGACGGGAACAACUGCGGUCUAAAGCUCUACGAUAACAUCUACCAGAAGCUGUACGACUACCAGAGGGACGGCGUGGCCUUCUUGUACGGCCUCUACAGAGACGGGAAGAAAGGUGGAAUUCUGGCAGACGACAUGGGCCUGGGCAAGACCAUCCAGGUCAUAUCCUUCCUGUCCUUCUGAAUGUACGACAGUGAGCUGGUAAAGCACACGCUGCUGGUCAUGCCCAAGUCACUCAUCAGCAACUGGACCAAGGAGUUUGCCAAAUGGGCUCCUUUCAUGACGGUCAAUCACGGCACCAACAAGGCAAAGCAGACCAGGAAUCUGGAGGAGGUCCAGAGGACAAGCGGUGUGGUCAUCACCACGUACGCGAUGCUGCUAGACAACUCGCGGCAGCUGUCGUCCUACCAGGGUAGAAAGUUCACGUGGGACUACGUGAUCUUGGACGAGGCCCACAAGCUUAAGAAUCACAAAACCAAAACGGCCCAGACGGUCCGUAAACUUCACUCCAAAAACCGAGUGCUGCUCACUAGCGCCCCCAUCCAGAACCACCUCCGAGAGAUGUGGGCUCUCUUUGACUUUGCCUGUAAAGGAACUCUGCCUAGCAAAGCCAAAACCGUCAUAAUGUUGUACGAGAACCCCAUCACUCGAGCACUGUACAAGGACGCUACACCAGAGGAAAAGGCCCUGGGUUCCAGGAAGUCCAAGGAACUUAUGUCCAUCAUCAAUCCCUACUUCCUUCGCAGGACAAGGUCCGUGCAGCAGAAUGAAAAUGCAGAAGUGGGCCAAGACCACCGUGGGGCCACUAUGCCUUCACUUCCAAGGAAGAAUGAGUUGAUUGUUUGGACGUACCUUAGUCCUGUCCAGGAGGACAUCUACAAGGAGUUAAUUUCCCAGGACGAAAUAAAGGAGCUACCUAAGCUGACGUACAUGAGGAUGCUGUGCGACCACCCGAGGUUGCUCCCUGCUGGAGUCAUCACCAACUUAGGUCUGGAGUUGGGCAAUGGGAACGACGACAAAACACUGAUAUCCAAAUCCAGGAAACUGGUCUUCCUGUUGGCUCUCCUUGAAUGUCUCAGAGAGGAAGGUCACCGCACGCUGGUCUUUUCUAACUUCCGUACAAUGCUGGACAUCAUCGAGCGCAUCCUUAGCAACCGAGAGAUCAAGGCUCUCAGGAUGGACAGAUCAAUCAAGAAGGAGGAGAGAGAGUGCCUCAUCACCCUCUUCCAGAAGGACCACACGUACUUUGUCUUCCUUCUCACCACUCAGGUGGGCGGAGCAGGCAUCGACUUGACGGCAGCAGACCGAGUCAUCAUCUUGGAUCCCAGCUGGAACCCUGUGACGGACGCCCAGGCAGUGGACAGGGCGUACGUAAAGAACGUGGUCAUCUACAGGCUGAUCUCGUGCGGCAUGGUGGAAGAAAAGAUCUACAGACGGCAGAUUUUCAAGGAAUCACUCAUCAGGCAGAACACGGGAGACCUAAAGUACCCCUUUCGUAACUUCAGAAAGCAGGAGGAGCUCUUCACCCUGGAGGACACACAGUCGUCCUCCACGCAGCAGCUGCUUCAAUCCAUGCACUCCAAACACAGACACACCGACCCUGAACUGGACCGCCUCAUCGUCCUCCUACACACCAUGGAGAUGUUUGGCAUUUCUCAUCACAACCUCUUGUUUUCCCUCAAGACAGACCACUCAAGAUUCAUGAGAGUUUUAUUGUCAUGUGCAUGGUAAAACAGCAGUUAUACUAUGCAAUGAAAAUCUUAUUCUGUUCAUUCUUCCAAGAAAAGAAAGAAAACACAAGAAAGAAUAAGAACAUAAGAAACAUAAACAUGUAUACCAAUAAAUUAAGCAACAACAACAGAAGAGACAUUAAUACAAAUAAAUAUACAAAUAAAUAAAUAAAUAAAGUGCUAUGAGUGUGUGUUGCGUGUGGCGUGUGUGAGUGCUUCGUUGAGAAGCCUGAUGGCCUGUGGGUAAAAGCUGUUUGCCAGCCUUGUAGUCCUGGACUUCAAACUCCUGUAGCGUGAAUAAUGAGUGUUGUGGAUGUGUGCUGUCCUUGAUGAGGUUGUGUGUUCUGCGUAGGAUUCUAGUUUUAUAAAUAAAUGUCUUGCAGUGAGGGGAGGGCUGCACCAACAAUGUGCCAAGUCUUGAUCACCCGCUGGAGUGCCUUCCUAUCACGUGUUGUACAGUUACCGUACCAAACAGUGAUGGAGGCGGUAAGGACACUUUCCAUAGUGCAUCUGUAGAAGCAACUCAGG